Messenger RNA from Leishmania braziliensis MHOM/BR/75/M2904, 1581 nucleotides. RefSeq names its product phosphoglycan beta 1,3 galactosyltransferase (gene SCGR4). Gene Ontology annotation, cellular component: membrane. Gene Ontology annotation, molecular function: hexosyltransferase activity. The coding region runs from base 1 to 1581 and encodes 526 amino acids. Lineage: Eukaryota; Euglenozoa; Kinetoplastea; Trypanosomatida; Trypanosomatidae. The record is from RefSeq and is a predicted model, not a curated record. The transcript has a single exon.
AUGGGCAUCCCGUCGACGGAUCAGCGCCCGCGCGCCGCCCUGCGUGAGGCGCAGCGCAAGACGUGGCUCGCGUACCAGGAGGUGGCGCGCCGCGACAACCACUUUACUGGCGCGCUGCUGGCGCUCUACGUCUUCGCCGCGGCGGAGCCGAUGGUGCCUGUGGAUCUGGCCUCCGAUGAGCAGACGCGUUCAGCGACCAUGAAAGGAUACGCACAGGACAACGCCUCCACACCUUUCCACCACACGACUGCGCUGCUGCCAAGCUUAAGAGAGUAUGAUGCGGCCUCAUGCGUCCUUGCGACAGGCAACACCACUGGUGACUGCGCUGCUGAGGACUUCGCGCCCCGCCGAGUGGUCCUUCGCCGUGGUUGGCAGUCCGCGGGUAUUCCGAGCCCACCCUGCGAUCGAGUCCUCAGAACAUCUGGCAGCAGCGAGGGAGCUCCAACGUCUGCGCUGUCGUACCUGAGCGGGGCCCUGUCGCUCCCCGUGACGCCGGCGUUCACGUCGCCGGCAGAGUACAUCUGCCACGCGUCGUCUGCGCUGUGGCAGGAGGCGCUGACGCACCGCAACGUCCUGUGGAUCGACAUGAUGACGGACCGGCGGCCAACGACCAAGAAGAAGCUCGGCGAGGCAACGAACUGGGGCCUGCCGGUGGAGGUUGGGAUGAGCCAGAAGCUGAUCCUGUGGCUGGCGUACGCGUACCACGCCUUCAGGGAUGUCCCUUUCAUCAUCAAGGGCGACGACGACUCAUACAUGAAGGUGCCGCAGUUCCUGAGCGAUGUGCGGUACGUGAUGGGCGGCAUGCAGGCCCGGCCACCGCCUCCGCCUGCCGAUGCCGCCAACCGCAGCACGUACGCGCCGGACAUGGGCAGGGCAGAGUGCAUGUACUGGGGCAGCUUGCGUCUCUUUGGUCAACUUACGUAUAACUCUGGGCUGCUGUUCAUGCUGGAUCGUCUGCUCGCUGGAGUCGUGCUGGAGCCUCGUCCGAACGGGGAGCCUAACGUCGCAGUGCUGCUGGCCGCGACAGACUUCGACCCUUCAUUGUCGCGGGCUUACCACACGUUGGAAUAUCACCACGAGGAUGUUCUGCUUGGGCUGCUCAUCCGAAACACGCUCCGACGCGCACGCGACAUCUGCCCGAACAAUCGUGUCUGGUUCAUCAAGGAGGGCUUAGCUCGUUUCCAUGACAUGCACCGCGACGACUACCACGACGUGACGUGGUCGACGGUCGUGGCGCACCGCUGCACCCCCGCUAAUGAUUACUACCUUCACCACUUCUUCCAGAGGGAGCACUAUGCCACGUUGGCCAGCUCGGGCGGGAAACGCCGCGCUGAGAGAGCCGCUGUGGCGCAGGCGGCGGCGUGGGUGGCGGAGCACCGGCGCGCCAUGGGGUCCGAGGUGGUGGGCUGGGACGCCAUGCCGGCUGUGCAGUGGGUCCGCAAUGUGAAGCGGACGCCUGCGUACGACAUGGCGGAGGCGGAUGGGGUGCCGGUGUACCGCAUCGAGUACAAGUACUGGGUACACCGGCCCAAGGGAGGGAGUGAUGAGUACAGGGACGAGGGCCUUUGCGCAGUGCCGUGA